CCAAAAAAUGCUUCGUGAUAGUUGCAUUCAUGUUCAUCGUGUCUUCGUCAAAUAUUUCCGAUGAAUUCAUCUGUGUGCAAAAAUGACUGUAGAGAAGCGUCCGCACACACCACAACGCGACUUGUAGUUUUUCAACAGUACAACUAGGGAUUUGACUGGCAGUAGACCUUUCUUGCCGACUGCACUACCCAUGUGAAGUUAAAGUUGAUAUAAUACAACGACGAAAGAGAAAUUCGUAUCGUCCACCCUCGUUUGGUUCUUUGUAAGUACAACUAUCGUAGAAGUAGUACUCUCCGCAGUAUUCCUAUUCUGCUCCUUUCAUGAAUUCGAAGACUGCUGCACAAAGCUGAAUCAGAAACCCAAGGUAUUAAUACCCAUAAUUCGCAGCACAAGCACUAGAAAUGGGCGCCGUUGUCAGCAGCCGUAAGAAGAACCGGACCCCCGGCGGCGACGCGACUGCCAAGCCCAUCCAGCUGGAAGAGGUGGAUUUGGCAAAGGGCGAAGGCUACAGUCCCCAGAAAUGCAGUAAGCAGGGUCCAGCAGCAGAUGGGAGCAGCUCCUGCGCAGGUUGGAAAGCAUCUGGAGGGCCCGCCUCGUCCGACGAGCAAGCCCAGACGAUUGCAGCAAGUGGUUUGUCCUCGGAUCUCCAGGCAGCUCCUCCACCUGCAGCUACAACGAAGAUGGGCAGCAUGGUGCUAGACACGGAGAUUAGCAAGGCACUGAGCAAACAGAAUCCGGAACUGUCCACGACAACCUCUAGUAGUCUCGCCGGGGCAGGUAUCCAAGAAAAAAACUGUGUAAGUGUAACUUUGUUUUGCAGACGAUGCAAGACACUUACAACUGUCAUGCUGGACAUGCAUCAGAGGCGCUUUUCGUGCGUGUUUUCACGCACCAGCUACGCAUGACAGGUUUUCUCUGUCAUGCAGAGCAAACUUGUCAUGCUAUUCCUCCAAGAAAGUUACAUCUACACAGUUUCUUUGUUGCAUAGCAGGAGCGGGAGGUCCGGAAGACCUCGACGCACGGAUCCAGUCCCAGCUUGAAAAGAUGAAAACGGCUUCAGCUGCUGGUGCCUCCUCUUCUAUGAGAGUGCACAACUCCCCCUCCCCCUCAUUUGCAGGGCAUAAACAGCAACACAAGUCCUGGCAUAAAUGCAGACUUUGAAUGACAAAUUCGCGACCGAUUCUAGUGCGGUUUUGGCUUCCGGAAUUUGUCAUGCAAGCAGUGCCAAAGGGAAAAGGAUGGAGUUGCUAUUUUGCAUGACAAAUGAGGUGGAAGGGGAGUUGUGCGCUGUCAUAUCUUCAUCAUCUUCCCGAGGCGGACCAGGGGGUAUGCAUUGCAAAAGUAAUAUCGCACGCGUCCUAAAAAUUGCACGUAUAUGUACGCACCAUGACAAAUCGCAUUCCUAAGCUAAAACAGCAUGACAAAUUCCAUCUGUCAUGCUAAGGCACUUUGUAAAAAUGCCAUGCAAAUUAUACCAGUGCGAUGCAGUGCUACUUUUGCAUUGCUGUAUAGGGGGACCGCACACAACGUCCAACGCAGAGCACGACCCGGAGAAGGCGACCCACUUACUAAAAAAGAAGGAGGAAAAGGCGUUUCUCGAGAUGCAGAAAAAAGGCGUUGCUGUCGCCGCGGAAUCCUACCGAGAGGCUGUGUUGCAGGGGUUUUUGGAGAAGAGUGAGGCAGGAGCAUUUGCGUCUUCUUCGUCUAGCAAAGGAACCGCACCCUCCACCUCUUCGCCGGAAGAUAUUGCAACCGCUGGCACAGACGGUGACGGAGCGAAAGGAAAGACAACUGAUGCUGCGGCAAGUGCUGGAGAUGCAGGAGACCACACAGGGUCUGGGUCCUCCUCCGGGAACAUGAACGAGCAGGGAAAAGAUACUCAAACAUUGCAAAACCUCCAAACAAGCGGCGUGCCUGCGCUGAAAGACCGAGAACAAGUAGAUGCUCGUCUUCACAAAACCACUAGCACGAGAUCAAAGCUGCUCUUCUGCUGGCACUUUGCGCACCUGCCCGACUUUGUUCCGCCGGAGAAGCUUCUCCCCUUGCUGCAAGCCUUGGACGCUGCUGAGGCGAAGCUGGAGCACCACUGGCGGGUUGAAAAGGAGUUCAAAAAGAGCCAGCCCGAGACGGAGAAAAAACGGUUGAAACAGGAAGAGGAAGAGGAGCGGAACAGAUUGAAGUUCUGGACUUUGUCGGACCUGGCAAAAACCAGACCGGACGGGCUGGAGGUCGUGGAACAAACAGUGAGCAGCAGCCUCAGCAAGAUGAACAGUAGCACAACAACCUCAACCGCCGUAAGAACAGGCAACACGACGACGGCCCAUACCAACUGGAAGGAAAAGUUCGAAAAUUGGCACUUUGCCCUGCACCAAACGGUUUUCAAAUUUACCGGCGCGGCGAAGUUGCUGGAGCUGAAAAACAACAAAGCAAAAACGGCUGAGAACAAUCCACAGCAUAGUACUACGAGAACCGCCGGCGAACAAGAGGAUCCGGAAGUAGAUGUAAACAUGUUUCGCCUGCUGCAGACGCUCUACUUGGACACCUGCGGCCGCGACAUCACCCUGAAAGCAGCGAAGAACCGGUGCCAUCCGAGGUUCGGGUUUAACUUCUACUCGAAGGAAGAAAUUCGGGAGGAGCUCGGAGAGUACCUGCUGGCGUGUUUCCUGCACGAGUCCAAUUUUCUGGUCAAGGAGGAAUUUUUCGCAAAAGCCGGGGAACUAAUUCGCGAAAGUGUGGUGUAGUGAGGAAAUCGAUGAGCAAUGGGUAGCAUCUGAGUAAUUAUGUUGGAGCGGAUGAACAGUAAUUACGAUUCGACUGCGAGUUGUUCCGACUGAAGUUGCGGUUUGUCCUGCUGCUUCUUGUUAAGACAAGCGGUUUCGUCAGAUUUGGGGCAUCAAUGUCCGGACUUACUGGGAUUGAGAUGUUGACAGAAAAUGAAUCUUACUCUCGUAACUGCCAUGUUCUGUUGCCCAACCACGCAAAUCACUGUGAACUGGUACUAGUCAACAAACGAAAGGAGAAUUAAGAGCGACAAGCGCAGCAUAAUUCCAUCUGGUGUGAUUGAUACGAUUCAUCACCAGGACAGUGCAAUGAUUCGGGCGCCAACCAGCGUUCAUCUAGUUCACGC
Amoebophrya sp. A120 is the source of this 3127-nucleotide messenger RNA. NCBI's taxonomy places the organism in Eukaryota, Dinophyceae, Syndiniales, Amoebophryaceae. The record is from the annotation of a GenBank genome assembly.